Molecule: messenger RNA, 1728 nt
Organism: Aspergillus affinis
Lineage: Eukaryota; Fungi; Ascomycota; Eurotiomycetes; Eurotiales; Aspergillaceae
Product: CobW domain protein
Exons: 5
Coding region: 1-1728 (575 amino acids)
Source: RefSeq, a predicted model, not a curated record
AUGACCAUCAAUUCGGGCCCCGAAAAGAUAGAUUUCCCUGUUAAUAGGGAAGCCCCUGGUGGGAAGAAAACGAGGCAGUUGCCUGUGACGCUGUUGUCGGGGUUUUUGGGAAGUGGAAAGACCACUUUAUUGGAACACAUUCUGCAAUCGGACCAUGGGUUCAAGAUCGCGGUCAUCGUGAAUGAUAUGAGCAGUUUGAACAUCGACGCCACGCUCAUCAAGAACCACCACGUCUCCCAAACAAAAGAGAACCUCAUUCAGCUGCAGAACGGAUGUAUCUGCUGCACGCUGCGCGGGGAUCUCCUCUCGGAGCUGGCGCAGCUGACGCGCCAGGACGACGUACAGUACGUGGUCAUCGAGAGCACGGGCAUCAGCGAGCCUAUGCAAGUGGCCGAGACGUUCACGGCGGAGUUCAGUUCUGCAAUGCUUGAAGCCGACGUGGCGGAUGAAGAGGGUCGAAAGGUCUUGAAUCAAAUAGUUGAACUGGGCGGUCUCCACACGCUCGCCAAGCUCGACACCACAGUCACGGUGAUCGAUGCAUUCAACCUUCUCACAAACUUCGACACAGCCGAGUUCCUCUCCGACCGAUACGGCGGGGACAUCAUACCGGAAGACGAGCGCACGAUCUCCGACCUGAUGGUCGACCAGAUCGAGUUCGCCGACGUGAUCAUCACUAACAAGGUCGAGACGGUGGACCGAAAGACGCGGGAGCGUAUCCGAUCCUUGCUGCGGGUGCUCAAUCCCGCCGCCAAGGUGCUGGAGACGAAUUACUCGCGCGUCGACGUGAAAGAGAUCCUGGACACCGGGCGGUUUGAUUACCUCAAGGCGGCCUCGGGAGCGGGCUGGUUGCGCAGUCUGCACGAGAUGACGAGAAGGGAGACGGCUAAUGGCGAGAGGAUGGCGCCGGUGCCGGAGACUGUCGAAUAUGGGAUCAACAAUUUCGUAUACACGGCGCGACGACCGUUCCAUCCGCGUCGACUCUUCUCCCUCCUGCAUGACAAGUUCAUCCUCUUGCAGAGCUCCGGGGAAGAAGAUGAAGAUAAAGAAGAGGACGAGGACGAAAACGAAGCGGAGAGUGACGCCUCAUCAGAAGCCUCGGACGAUGAAAUGGACGACUUCAACCAACAAGAACCCCAACUGAUUCUGUCCAACAAACGGGCACACCCCGUCCUCGGGCCCAUACUGCGCUCCAAAGGCUUCUACUGGAUGGCCACGCGCCCCGAUCAGUUCGGCGAAUGGAGCCAGGCAGGUGGCAUGUUGACCGUCGGGUGCGGCGGGCCCUGGUUCGCAGAGGUAGCGGACGAAGAGUGGCCGGAGGACGAGGACGUGCGGAAAUCCAUAGAGGCGGACUUCCAAGGUCGAUGGGGAGAUCGGCGACAAGAGAUUGUGUUCAUCGGGGAAGGAAUCAAUACUGAGGCCAUUACCAAACUGUUGAACGACUGUUUGCUAGACGACGCAGACAUGAAGAAGUGGGAGAAGGUCAUGUCAAAUGGAAAACUGUCUCAUGGGGAGAGGCAGGAAAAGAUGAUGAAGAUUUGGGAGGAUGGAUGGGAGGGAUGGCCUGCGUUUGAGGACGAGGAAGACGAGGAGCCAGAACAGGAGAAAGUGACGGGGAAAGAGACGGCGCAGCGAGGCAAGCAUCGCAUCAGCGAGCAUUUGGGACAUGGAAACCACGGCCAUAACCAUAAUCAUCACGGGUCUUCGCACCCCAAGAUGAUCAAAGCAUAA